This is a messenger RNA of Paraglomus brasilianum, 504 nucleotides long. The record is from the annotation of a GenBank genome assembly. NCBI's taxonomy places the organism in Eukaryota, Fungi, Glomeromycota, Glomeromycetes, Paraglomerales, Paraglomeraceae.
AUGUCUGCCAGUCACUUACUUCCGCGAAUGAAACGUGAAUUAGAAAUACUCGAACGUGAUCCACCUCCAGGCAUUAUCUGCUAUCCUGUCGAGGAUAAUUGCUUGCACUUGACAGCACAGGUCAAGGGUCCGAAAGACACGCCAUAUGAGGGCGGAAUAUUCAAAAUAGACGUACAAAUUCCUGGACAUUAUCCAAUGGAGCCUCCUAAAAUGCAAUUUAUUACGCCAAUAUAUCAUCCAAAUAUCGACGAAGCUGGAAGAAUUUGUUUGGAUACACUCAAAAUGCCUCCAAAAGGUUCGUGGAGACCGUCACUCAAUAUCUCGACGACGUUAACAUCAAUAAGCAUUCUUAUGGCAGAUCCGAACCCCGAUGACCCAUUAACAGCUGAAAUUGCACAGGAAUAUAAAAUGAACAGAGAGCUGUAUAAUCGGCGAGCAAGAGAAGCUACUAUCAAACAUGCAGUUGCGGAUAUAAAGAACGAUUGCGAGAAGGUAUCAUCUUGA